CUGAAGUGGAUCGACAACAUUACGACUGGACAGUCUAGCGAUAGAGUGGAGAGAGCUACUUGAAGGCAGCAAAAAAAAAAUUCUGAAAAAUGGCUGACAGCCCAACAUCUAGUAAGUCCCGUUCUCCAACUGGUAGAGUAAAGAAGCCUAAAGGUAAGGGAUCACCAAAACCUAAAGGAUCACCAAAACCUAAAGGAUCACCAAAAGGAUCACCAAGAGGAUCAGCCAAAGGAAAACUAAAGCUUUCUGCUAAAAAAGAUGAAGAACUUGACCUGUCUAUGGCAAGCAUGGGCCACCCAGAAAUCUUUCCUCUGGUUCUCACUGAAAAAACUCAGGAAAUAUUUAACUGUCGUGCUGAUAUAGAUAUCACAGCUGACAACCCUUACAAACUUGUUAAAAAAGAGGAUAUAAUUCAGGAUAUGAAGACAAGAGCUGCAAUUUCUGAUUUCCAUCCAAUAAAAAAAAUAAUCCAAGAUUACCCUGGAGAAGAACUUCUGAUAGUCUUUGACAGAGAGUUAAAAUAUGGACAAGUAUUUUAUCUUAUUGCAACUGAAGAGGCCAAGGAAAGCAUUUUAAAUCCUCCAGAGCCAGAGGAAGAAGAAGAAUUUAAAGAAGGAAUCCAAGAAGACUAUGUUUAUAAACCUCCUGUGCACAAACCUUGGGUCUCUCUUGGAAGUGAAAAAGAAAUUGAAGAAGAGUUAGUUAAGGAAUCACCAGCAAAGAUUAAAUAUAUGAUUUCUCGGCCACACAAAGAGUUUGGGGUUCGAAUUAAAUUAUUCAACAGAAAUGCUUCAUCUGAUAAAUAUGGAUAUGUGGAAUGUACAGCAUACCAAGAUAAAAACUUCACAAUCCGGCAGCUUGAAAGAGACACUGGUAUUCAGGUUGUUCCGCACGAAAAAGAGACAGGUACUCAGACAAAAUGGGCUUACCCAAAAAAUGAAGGGACACAGUAUUAUCCUAGAGAAUUUUCAGAUGAAGAAAAGAAUAAGUAUUUAUCAUCAGAAGAGCUGAAAAACUUUGUUCUCUCUGUGGCUUUAAGAGUUGAAAUAGCGUUACAACAAAAUGAAAUAAUGGAUGCCUUUUUUGAUGAUUGGAAAGCCCUUGCAGAAGACGAAGGGGCCUUUGCGGGGAAGUCAGAUGUUUUCCUUAAGGAAUACCAGUCAUUUACAGACCUACAUUAUCUCAAGGACAGAACAGUUAGCUGCAUUUGCUGGCACCCAACCAUUUAUGGGAUCAUCGCAGUGUCAGUAACAGAGAGACUUUCUUAUGAGGAGCGAAUACAACAGUCUGGGAAAUUACUCUUGUGGAAAGCACCAAUUCUUUUUUGGAGUUUUGCAGACCCUAUUCACCCACAGCUAAUGCUGGAGUGUCCUGAUGACAUCUAUUGCUUCCAGUUCUCACCAAGUGACCCCAACAUCAUUGCAGCAGGCUGUAUAAAUGGACAGGUUGUACUGUGGGACAUUUCACAGUAUGAAGACAGGUUACAGAAUGCAAAGACAGGCGGAGGAGGCAAGAGAACUACAGCCAAUAUGCCAUCGUUCAUUGUGGAGCAACAACUCGCAAAAGAGCUGCACAUGGUGAGAUACUGCGCAGUCUCUUCCAUAGAAUAUGGCCACAAAUCAGUUGUUACGGAUAUUCAGUGGCUCCCGGACACUUUUGAGGUUAACAGACUGGGUGCUGUCUUUGAGAACAGAGCUGGAAUUUGUGUACAACUCGUCACUUGCUCUCCUGACUGUUCAGUAUUCUUUUGGGAUCUCCGGGCUCAAAAACCUGGCUUCCAACCUUCAGCUGAGAAGAAGAAAGAUAACAAGAUAAUUACAUGUCCGUCUGAAGUGCCAACUACUUUCAAGCACUUAGAUCUCUCCUGGAGACCCCACAUUAAGUUAAGUCUGCCAAAGACAGAUACUGGUGGAGAGUACAGCCCAGUGAAAAUGAGCCUCAGAGAGGAGCACCACCAUACCAAAAUACAAGACAGGACACAACCCCAAGCCAGACAGGAGGCAUCUAAAGAUAAACUACCUUAUAGCGAAGUAACGACCCCAUCAGUGAAACCACCUAAGCUGCUAGAAAAUAUCACUACCAACUUUUUUGUUGGAACUGAAGAUGGCGAAAUCCUUUAUACAGAUUGGAAGAUGGAAAGAGAUGGUGACUCGGGAAGAUUGCUUAGCCAGAAGCCAUCCAACAUAUAUAAUAUCCAUGAUGGACUCGUCCAUACGGUACAGAGGUCUCCAUUUUUCAAAGACAUAAUUCUCACUGUUGGAGGCUGGAAUUUUGCCAUAUGGAAAGAAGGAGUUACGAGUGGGCCGCUCCUUCAGUCAAGCUGUGCUGCGAAGAGAUACACAGUUGGGCACUGGUCUUUAUCAAGAGCAGGUGUAUUCUUCAUUGGUCGAGAAGAUGGAAAUAUUGACAUUUGGGACCUACUGGAGAAAACGCAUGAACCAUCUCAGACCCAAAAUGUCUGUAUUGCACUGAUUACUUGCAUCAAACCCUGGAUCUACUCUUCAAAGCAACACUUCUUAGCAGUGUCUGAUGAUUUUGGUACGCUGCAUAUUUUAGAAAUUUCCUGGACAUUAAGUCAUCCUUCUAUUAAUGAGCGUUCCAGUGUUCAUCAUUAUUUUGAGCGAGAAGUCAAACAUCUCGAGUAUUUUGACCAGCGACAAGAAUUCAGAGCCCAAGAAAGAGUGGAAAUGGAGAAAGAAUCAUUAUUAAAGAAGGCGACAACGGUUGGGGGUCAGCGAUCCAGGGAAUUAAUGGAAGAACAGACAAAGCAGGAUUACCUGGAGUUUUUGGAUACAGAGAAGAACAUUCUGAAGGGACUUGGACUACUGAAGGGAUUGGAUAGAUUUAGCCCCUGA
Gekko japonicus is the source of this 2855-nucleotide messenger RNA. It is a transcript of the gene DNAI3, whose product is annotated as WD repeat domain 63. Gene Ontology annotation, molecular function: dynein light chain binding; dynein heavy chain binding. Gene Ontology annotation, cellular component: inner dynein arm. Lineage: Eukaryota; Metazoa; Chordata; Lepidosauria; Squamata; Gekkonidae. Gene Ontology annotation, biological process: inner dynein arm assembly; cilium movement involved in cell motility. The record is from RefSeq and is a predicted model, not a curated record. The transcript is spliced from 23 exons. The coding region runs from base 90 to 2855 and encodes 921 amino acids.